GCUCCAAAUCUAAUUCCCAAGGGCAAGAGGAAGGAAGUAAGGUUCUUGGAGAGAUAGAAAGAACAUUAGGAGGGAGAGCGUACACAAGUACAUUAGACACACUGAUGUUAAACUGCAUCAGUAAACUGAUAAUUGGUCAAUUUUGUUUAACUGUACCCAGUUAUUACUCUCACACAGAUUCACACUAAAACAAACAGGCAUUUAAAAUGGACGCUUGCAUUUUGUGCGUCAUAUGGGUCCUUGCCCGAAUAGGUGGUGUCGCACUUUUUUUUUAGCAACUAUUGAACGGAAUAUGAACUUUAAAUAUUUGAAGAAUAGACAAAGUACCCAAUUGCUCAUGUAAUACCAUUGCAAUUUCACCGACAGUGUAUUCCGUUGGAUGCAGAGGAAGUAACGGAAUUGCCUUGCUUUGACAUUGAACGAAGACAAAGAAGUUCCUCUGGGAGGUUAGCUGGCUUCCUGAUAAUUUCGUUUGGAUUAGCUGGCUAGCAAGCUAACAACAACCCUGAUUCAAGUGAAAUUACCCCAAACAGAGAAACCAUGGAGGAGUCAGCAAGCACCAUAGAGGUCACUGUGAAGACCCUGGACUCCCAGAGCAGGAGCUACACUGUCCGUAGGGAGUUGACAGUGAAGGAGUUCAAAGAACACAUAGCUGCAUCAGUGGAGAUCCCAGUGGACAAGCAGAGACUAAUCUACCAGGGCAGAGUGCUGCAGGAUGAGAGGACACUGAACGAAUACAAUGUGGCUGGUAAGGUGAUCCACCUGGUGGAGCGUGCUCCUCCUCAGACCUCCCAGUCUGGCGGUGGGGGAGGAGGAGUGUCCUCAGGGGGAACAGAGGGAGGUGCCACCACCUCCUCCCAGGGAGGCCCCCAGGACCGCAACGGGAACAGCUACGUCAUGCUGGGAACCUUUAACCUGCCCGUCAACAUCAUGGACCCUCAGCAGAUACAGAUGCAAGUGCAGCAGAUGAUGGCAGGAGUGGGAGAAGCAGGAAGGAAUACCAGAGUCAGCACCAGCACUCGAAGCAAUGGUUCAGUGGAUGUGCAUAUCAACGUUGACCAAUCAGUGCAGAGCGAGCCUAGGAUGAGGCUGCAAUUGGCUGAGAACUUGCUAAGGGAGACCCAGUCUCUGAUCCACAGACUGGAGGGUCAGCCCAGUGGUGUUCCAUCUCAAGUCGAGCCGGAGACAUCUCAGUCCACCUCCUCUUCCUCCUCCUCAUCCUCUUCCGCUACAGCUGCCACUGCAGGAGCAUCCCAGCCUAUGGACACCUCCCCUCCUGCUCCUGCUCCACCACCUCCCCCUCCCACCUCCUCCAGCCAGACAGAGGGACCACCCCACCCCGGGCCCAACCACCCCAGCCCAGCAGCGCUAGUGGAGGUGUUGUCAGAGGUGAGGAGGGUGGAGGAGAGGCUUCGUCCCUUCAUAGAGAGAACUCACUCCAUCCUUGGGGCUGCCACUUCAGCAGACUACAACAACAACACCCAGGAAAGAGAAGAGGACCAGCACAUUCUCAACCUGGUCGGGGAGUCUCUACGUCUCCUUGGCAACACCCUGGUUGCCCUUAGUGACCUACGUUGUAACCUGGCCACUCCUCCCCCCCGUCACCUCCACGUGGUUCGGCCCAUGUCCCACUACGGCUCCCCCAUCCUGCUGCAGGGUGGUAUGCCACACCACACCCCCAUACCGAUAAACCUUGGAAACUUAGGGAACCUCGGAAAUUUGGGAACCACAGUCACCAUGACGUCCAAUGGGAGGCAUGCAGCCGAGGGCUGGGCCCAACCCUCUCAGGCUCCUGGCCAGUCAGAGGGCCAGGCCCCGCUUCCACAGCCCAAUGCAGCCAAUCAGCAGCCAAUUCAGGGCCAGGGGGCUCCGCAUGUCAUCAGAAUCACCCACCAGACCAUGGAGCCUGUGGUAAUGAUGCAGAUGAACCUGGAUGAAUCUGGCAGCGGCCCUCAGGUCCAAGGACAACCGAUCCCUAUGGGUACUGGACAGCCUGGUGCUACUCCAGUCCAAAUCGCAGGCCUUCCUCCAGAGUUCAUGCAGGCCAUCGUCCAUCAGAUCUCUCAGCAGGCUGCUGCCAUGGCAACCGCUGCUGCCACGGGUCACCCCGGGCAACCAGGAGUAGGCAUCCCCGGGACCACCCCCAGCUCUGACACCUCUGCCCCCCCUCACCCUCACGGGCCUCUGCCCCCUGGAGCCAGGGUGGUGAUCACGCACCCCUCCUUCUCCCCCCACAUCCCCCAGCCUGUGGGCACCAGGGGCACUACCAUCAACCUCAGGGCUUCAGUGCCCCCUGCUGGCGGGCAACAGAACCUUCAGGGCACACCUCUGGCUUCCUCUCCCCUAACUCAGAUGAUCAGUGGUCUGGUUGGACAGCUACUGAUGCCUGGACAACAGAUGCCUGGACAACAGAUGUUUGGCCAGAUGCCUGGACAGCAAGUUCCUCCAGGUGAUCAGACAUCCACCAGCUCCUCCUCAGCCUCCCACUCCUUCUCUUUCUCCACCUCCUCCUCUUCAUCCUCUUCUGCCUCCUCCUCCUUCUCCUCCUCCAAUCCCGUCCCUCCCCACCCCUCCUGUGGGGCGAACACAUCUGGCCAGACCACCACCCACACCACCAACACCACUUCCAUGGGCCAGCCACCGGAAGGGGUCGCCGAGGCCAACCUAGCCCAACUCCUGGGCUCCCUACUGGGUGGAGCUAGUGGGCCAGGAGCCCCUAGUUCUGGAGCUAACCCACACAUCACUGUGACCGUACCUGGAGUCCCAGGGUUCUUCCAGGGAAUGUCAGACUUUAUCCAGGAGCCUCCCCCUGGCCAAGGCACCCCUAACCCCCCUCACCAGGCGGCCCCUGGGGGUGGAGGGGACCCAUCCCUGAGCCCGGAGUUAUUUACAGGUAUUGUCCAGGGGGUCCUCUCCACCAUGAUGGGGUCUCUGGGGGCUCCGCAGGGGAACGGGGAGAGCAUCGCUCAGUUCAUCCAGAGACUGUCUCAGACCACCAACCUCUUCACACCUGGAUCUGGAGACGCUGUCGGGUUCUUUGGGGACCUGUUGUCCCUGGUGUGUCACAGUUUCUCCAUGGUGGACAUGGUGUUGUUACUCCAUGGUAACGCCCAGCCAAUCAGCCGGAUCCAGCCCCAGCUCACUGAAUUCUUCAACCAGCACUACCUGCAGGGUCGAGAGCCUACUGACGCCAAUAUCAACGCAGCAUCUGUGGACCUCAUCAAUGAUCUGGAGGAGUACAUAGCAGAGAGCUUUGCCACAGUGACUGUGAGAGAGGGCGUGGACAUCAUUCAAACCAACAUCACUUUCCUUAGACAUCAGUUUACCCGCGUGGCAACACACAUCCUACGCUGCACAGACCAAACGUUUGGUCACCGCCUGCUGCUGCUCUGCACCCAGGGUCUGUUUGAGUGUCUGGCUCUCAACCUUUACUGUCUCCGAGGGGAACAGAGAGCACUCACCCAAGUCAUCAACCACCGCAUCAGGAGGAUGUCAGCAGAGGUCAACCCCAGCCUGGUCAACUGGCUGACCAGUAUGAUGACCAUGAGACUCCACGUCAUCCUGGAGCACAACCCAGUCACUGAGGACCACAUCCAGCACUAUGUCAUCCACACACGGAGAGCAGAGCCUGGGGCACAGGCUGGACAGCAGACAGACACACAGAGUGUGGAGAUGGAUGAAGGUCUGUCCCCGGCCCCGGCCACCACUGCAGAGGAGGCCAUGGCUUCAUCAGGGAACAGACAGGAGGUCGGAGCAUAUCCCGGGGUGACCGCCCCCUCGCAGAGAGCAUCAUCAGGGGAGAACAGAGGAGCUGUUGCCAUGGCAGCAGGGGGAAGGGAGGAGUCUGGAGGAGACGUGGAGCCCUGGGCAGCUGCAGUGCCCCCUGAGUGGGUUCCUAUCAUCAGACACGACAUGCUGUCUCAGAGGAAGAUGAAGGCUCAGCCCCCUCUGUCUGAUGCAUACCUCCACGGGAUGCCUGCCAAGAGGAGGAAGACCCACCAGGGUGAAGGCCCUCACCUGUCCCUGUCUGAGGCAGUGAGCCGGGCGGCCCGUGCGGCAGGAGUCAGACCUGUCACUACCCCAGAUAGCCUCCAGGGAGAGCUAGAGGAGCCAGAGCUUCAGGAGGCCUACCAAGAACAGGUGAGGAGUGACAUCAAGGAGAGAGUGAGAGAUGACCCAGAAUUCAGCUCCCAGCGUUUCCCCAACACACACCGGGCAUUUUCUCUAGACGACUCCUAAAUAUUAUUGGUCCUCAGGCCUGUCAACCAUUCCAUCUAGUCAAUCACAGUUUUCUCCCUGGAUGACUCAAAAUCUGAUUGGUUGCCACACCUGUCAAUAACCCUAUCUAGCCAAUCACUCACAACCAUGAUGUAUCCAGCAUCAUGCAUCUCAACAUCACAUCCCAAAUCAUGUCAGCUCUAUUCGUGAAAUUUCUAUCUUCAACAUUCAUCAUCAAGUUGUAGAAACAUCUCAAGGAUGAUCAAUGAUUCGAUUCUGCAACAUUCCCUGUGGGUCUGUCAUGUCCAGUGAAGAACAUAGAGAAAAGAAAACACAAGAGUCUUGACUUGCUUAAAUCCUGCUUUCUCAUUGAAAUGACAUGUAUUUAAAACCGAGAAGAGCUUUACAACCGGUCUGUCAUCUAUCAAUGGAAAAUGUCAGUCUCUCUGUGGUAUCUCCCCUAAAGCACCGCUUUCUCAUUCCAACAAACUUGUUUCUAACCGGUUGUGGUCAUCUGUAUGUCUGGUUGUCCUUAAGGUUUUGCUGUAACUUGUAAAUUAGCACAAAUUGUACAUUGUAUUAAGAACGUGAUGUAAUAAUAUUCUAGUGAUAAUGCAACAGCUAUUCCUUGUUAAGUAACGAAAACCUUCCGUAGGCUUUUUUGGGGGGGGCGUUUAGUUUGGUAUCCUGACUAGAGAUGAAAGAAGCACAGAUUCUACAUGUUGACUGGCCUGGUUAAACCAGACUGAACCGUGCGAACAAGUGAAACAGUGGUGAGCGCAACAUUGUCUGGUGUAAUCGUGCUACAUCUUUACGUAUUUACUUUCAGGAUAGAGAGGAUGGUAGAGGUUUAGGUGUUAGGGGUGAUUGUCAUGUCAUCAGUGACAUUUUGAGUUUAGCUAUUUUAAAGUGACUGUGAAUACGAGGCUCAAUGGUGUUUUAGCCAUAAUUAUGUUAAGUUGUAAUAAUAACUGCCAUAAUCAAGACCAUGAUAAAGAUAAGUCUCGUUUUAUGCCAUUGUAUUUCUUUCUAGGCGACCACGGCUAUCAUUUCUAGAACCUGACUGUUGUAAAAAGUUGAACGCUAUGUAACCUGUGAACAUUGCUUUAAAAUAAAUUGUCCAUGUCGAAAAGCUAA
Molecule: messenger RNA, 5355 nt
Organism: Oncorhynchus kisutch (coho salmon)
Lineage: Eukaryota; Metazoa; Chordata; Actinopteri; Salmoniformes; Salmonidae
Product: BAG cochaperone 6
Exons: 24
Coding region: 541-4239 (1232 amino acids)
Biological process (GO): ERAD pathway
Cellular component (GO): BAT3 complex
Molecular function (GO): polyubiquitin modification-dependent protein binding; misfolded protein binding
Source: RefSeq, a predicted model, not a curated record